CAUAUGACUAUUGACUUCACCCAUCACGUCUUGCUACGUUAUUGAUUUGUGUCUUGGUCUCGAUUCUCGCUACACAUAGUUUUUGUGAUCAUCAGAAUUCCGUUAUGGCGAGUCAGACACAGGGAAUCCAGCAACUGCUAGCUGCUGAAAAGCGCGCUGCGGAAAAAGUCUCAGAGGCGAGAAAACGAAAGGCAAAACGCCUAAAGCAGGCGAAGGAAGAGGCUCAAGAUGAAAUUGAGAAGUACAGACAGGAGCGAGAGAGACAAUUCAAAGAGUUUGAAGCCAAGCACAUGGGCACAAGGGAAGGUGUUGCAGCCAAGAUCGAUGCUGAGACCAGGGUGAAGAUUGACGAAAUGAACAAAAUGGUUCAGACACAGCAAGAGGCAGUGAUCACGGAUAUUCUCAACUUGGUGUACGACAUUAAACCAGAGCUGCACGUCAACUACCGCUUAAAUUAAGCGAAAUUUAUGGUUACGCAUAAAUAAUACUAUAUCGCGUUUAAAUCUUUGCGAACCCAAUUAUAGUUAUUACUGUUAUAUUUAUUCUGUUUAUAAUCUCUAGCCACUUUGCUUAGAGCCAUAUAAAAUGGCAGUUUGACAGUUAGAGUGCGUUAAUUGCAUGCAGGUUUAAUUAUUAUGGAUGCCAUUUGCUGUAUAUAAAUAUUAGCUUGAAUUGCCAUUUUUAAUAAUAUUAAUCAAUGUUAUCCAAACGAAAUCAGCUCGAUAUCAUUCCAAGAAAAAACGUGGGGAUCCGUUCAAGAACACAAAAAAAAAAACUUAUAUUAUAAAAUUGUAUGUUAUUCAAUGUUAUAUGUUGAAUAGAAAUAUAUGGAGUUUUAAAAAGAAGAUUUGAAAUGUUUUUAUUUUUUUUCUUGUUAUGAAUAGUCUCAUUGUCUGUGUACAGUAUUAGAGGAAAUAUAUAACUAAUGUAAUA
Pararge aegeria (speckled wood butterfly) is the source of this 933-nucleotide messenger RNA. It is a transcript of the gene Vha13, whose product is annotated as V-type proton ATPase subunit G. The transcript is spliced from 4 exons. Gene Ontology annotation, biological process: proton transmembrane transport. Gene Ontology annotation, cellular component: vacuolar proton-transporting V-type ATPase complex. The record is from RefSeq and is a predicted model, not a curated record. Lineage: Eukaryota; Metazoa; Arthropoda; Insecta; Lepidoptera; Nymphalidae. Bases 105 to 458 code for a protein of 117 amino acids. Gene Ontology annotation, molecular function: proton-transporting ATPase activity, rotational mechanism.